CUGUAUUAGGUCAUAGCUAGCUAGUCCUCCAUUAAAUUAUUAAACUAAUGCAAUGGCUGUUGCUUCCUUUUUGCUGAUUAUUAUUUCAUUAAGUUGUGUGUCUAGCUUAAAUGACAAUACUACUGACUAUUGUAACCAACUGAACUGCCCUCCAUGGAUGCAAGCAAAGGGCUCAGAGUGUGUGUGCAGGAAUGACCUUCCUAAAGAAUUCUCCUGUAAAGAUGGAGGUGGUGCCUUCCUCAAUUUCUUUAGCUGUAUGAGCAUGGAUGAUAAUGAUACUGUGUCUGUUGGUGAAUGUGCAUACCCAAAGGUGUCUGCUGACUUGGGUGUGGAAUUGCCGUCAAAUUUGUCCAUUCAUGAACUAAAUGCUGUGUUUUGUGAUCCCCUCAACAGAGAGGGCAUUCUGUGCCAUCGUUGUAAGGAAGGAUUUGGUGUGGCUCCAUUGUCAUUGGAAUACGCCUGUGUCGAGUGCCCUGACAACACUGCUGGGUGGUGGGUGCUGUUCCUAGUGCUGCAAUUCGGACCCGUCACCAUCUUCUACCUGAUUAACUUGGUCUGGCAGGUCUCCUUUGCUAAAGCUCCUUUCAGGUCUUAUGUGUUCUUUAGUCAAAUUCUGUUCCGGUUAUUUUCUUCAAAAAGGUUUAGAAUAGGUACAUAUAACCUGAGUGUAUUUGCUAAGGUCUGUUUCUAUGCUCUCGAGUUCCUUAACGGUAUCUGGAGUCUUAACUUUGUGUCUGUAUUGCCACCUUUCUGCAUUAGUACGUCUUUCACAAACAUUCAUUUUGUGUAUCUCCAAUACUUAGUGGCAGUCUACCCUUUGUUUCUCAUUGCUUUGACACUCGUACUGCAUAAACUUCAUGAGCGAAACUUUAAGCCUGUGGUAAUCCUCUGGAAGCCAUUUCACAGAUGUUUUAUCUCCACAAGGCAAAUGUGGGACUACAAGAGCUCAAUUGUGAACGUAAUCGUCAACUUUUGCUUAUUCUCAUUAUCUAAAAUAAUUUUUAUUGUGUUUACAGGUUUUAAUUUCUCGGAAAAGUACAAUCUUUGUGUACCUGGCCAAGUGGAACCGUCGGUAUUGGUGGAUCCAUCCAUUCCUUACCCAGAUCCUGUCCUGCUCAUUCUGUCUCUUGUGUUCUCCAUAGCUACCAUCACUGUCAUCACACUCGUCAGUUGCUAUCCACUGAAGUGCAUGAAGCUGUGCUUUAAGCGUUGUUGCCGAUCUCAAGUCUUCCUCUAUUUUCAAGCAUUUUUCGAGGACUUCACCUCCAGUUAUAAAGACGGUACUACCAAAGGCUCUUGUUGUAAUUUGAAGUAUCUUGUGGUCGUGUACCCUGUUCUUCUGAUUGUAUUACGAGCAAUUGUUUUUGUUACUUCCAAAACUGUUCGAUCUGUGUUGCCUGCAAUGUACUCGCUACUUCUAUUCUUUUUCGCCGUGUUUAUAGCUCUGGUUCGUCCCUACAAGAAGGCUACUGACUAUGUAACUGAAUCUCUCCUCAUCGUUUUAAUGGCUGUAGUUUUUGAACUUGGUUGUCUGGACGACUUACAGCUUAGUAAAUGGCGUGCGUAUGUGUAUAUUCUUCUAGUCAGCAUACCCCAUGGAUGUUUCGUAAUGUUCAUUGUUUACAGUGUGUGCAAGAGGUACAAGAGAUAUUGUGCCUGUGGUUGUAAAGAAAAGAAAGAAGUGGUGGAGGACAAUGAAUUGCCCGACAGAUUUGUCAACGCUGAGAACUACGUACAACGCAAUGUCCCAAAACCCACCAUAGGCAGAGUCAUCCUAUAAUAUGAAUUAUUUUGUGUGUUUUGAUAAUACUCUUUACCAAGUUUCGAUUAUGUCACCCUAAUAGUAAUGACUAAACUGAUCUGUUUGUUUGCUUGUAUAUUGCAUGUGUAAUAGUACUUCUCUAUAAUUAUUGGGAACAUAGCCCUUGCAUGUAUGAUCAGUUAAUCAUCUGUU
This is a messenger RNA of Halichondria panicea, 1954 nucleotides long. RefSeq lists its product as uncharacterized. The coding region runs from base 53 to 1780 and encodes 575 amino acids. The transcript has a single exon. The record is from RefSeq and is a predicted model, not a curated record. NCBI's taxonomy places the organism in Eukaryota, Metazoa, Porifera, Demospongiae, Suberitida, Halichondriidae.